This is a messenger RNA of Stegastes partitus (bicolor damselfish), 2490 nucleotides long. It is a transcript of the gene samd13, whose product is annotated as sterile alpha motif domain containing 13. The transcript has 3 exons. Gene Ontology annotation, cellular component: nucleus. Bases 1387 to 1680 code for a protein of 97 amino acids. Lineage: Eukaryota; Metazoa; Chordata; Actinopteri; Pomacentridae. The record is from RefSeq and is a predicted model, not a curated record. Gene Ontology annotation, molecular function: chromatin binding; histone binding. Gene Ontology annotation, biological process: negative regulation of DNA-templated transcription.
GAUAAAGUUAAAACCACCACCAUAAAUACAGAUAAAUAAAAAAUAAGGAAUAUAAAAUGCAAAAUGUACAAUAAGUGUAAUAUGUCAAGUAGAAAAGUCCUGUGUGGAGUGUGGUGCAAACUUUCAGUUUAUUUAUGAUUUAUUUAGAAAAUUCUGCCCACAUGUGAUGAUAAUUAAUCACAUUACAGCCAGUUAUGGUUCAAUAUAAUGUGUUUUUAUUGUUCCUGAUGUUAAGUGACAACAUAUUUUUUGCUUGAGUGACGCUCACAAAAAUAUCACUGCUGCAAAUAUCCUGCUGUGAAAUUGCAAAGUGUCAUUUAAAAAAAUACGCAAAAAAUAUUCUGACUUCAGUGAACGGAUCAGAUGUUUACAGGAAAAUAAAAUCCAGCUCAGGAUUCGACUGUGGAACAAACGGUACCGUGACUCCGUGUGCGACGGCUCACCUGUCUGAGGUGACGAAAAAAACAAGAAAAUCUAUGAAGCGUUAGAAAGCAACAGCAAAAGCCAUUAAAAGAAGGCAAUAAAACAAUAGUAAAGACGGUGAAACGUGAAAAAUAGCAAUUACAAAACAUUAGACAAGAGAUAAAAGGUUCUAAAAAUGGCCGUCUAACAGCUAAAACUGUAAAAACAUGGCCGUCAUUUGUUUUAGGUACCGAUCGCCUUUUCAAACCUACUUAACAGCUCAAAACUUAAAUGGACAUCAUGUAAAAGAUGCAAAUAUGGGUUAUCUUUUAUUUAUGUAAAAAUAAAUUACAGGUGAGUGUGUGUAAAACUAGUGCAGACAGAAAACUAGGACACAUGUCUAUUAAAAAUAGAGCAGAAAUGUCAGAAUUUUAAUCUUUCCAGACUUUUAAAUCUACUUAUUUGCAAUCUUUUGACUCCCGGACAGAUAAAACAAGAAGUAAUAUAAUUAAUAGAUUACCUUAAAGAUUAAUCAGCAAAUUAAUCACUACUGAUAAUAAUCAUUAGUAGAAUCACGAUAUAAACUUAACUUUAAACUAUCAAAUGUGUAAACGAGUCAAAGUGAAUUUGGACUUCUAUGAACAUACAGCGUAUGUCAUGUAAAGUCCAUAGAACAAUAUUUGACCUGUUGUUGAUGCUACUUAAGGCCAUGUGUUGAGAAAAUAUUUUUAAAAACAGUUUUUUUCCUGUUGUUUAGAGCAGAAACCAGCAAUUGUAAACCUUGAAUCAAUAAGUUGUUGUGACUGCCAUAACAGAAUAAUUGUUUAAUCGCUACAGAUUUGAGAAUAAGAUUAGAUGAGAAGACAAGAAUGGCAUGCAAUUUUAUUCACAAGGGUUAUUUUGUAUAGCAGCUGAUCAUACAAUGAGUCAGAAAACUAGAAAAUAACACAACACCUUCAUCAUUUUAAUUUCUCCACAGCCGGCAUGGAAGACAAAGCGAAUGGCUCUGUUGACACCAAAAGUCCAGUGGAGAACGGUCAGCUGCCGGAUCCUUCCAACUGGGGGGUCGCGGACGUCGUCAACUAUUUCAAAGCGACGGGGUUCGAGGAACAAGCGACGGCUUUCCAGGAUCAGGAGAUCGAUGGCAAGUCUCUGCUCCUGAUGACGCGUAACGACGUCCUGACGGGGCUGUCGAUAAAGCUCGGCCCGGCCCUGAAGAUCUACGAGUACCACGUGAAGCCGCUGCAGACUCAACACCUGAAGAGCAACGCCUCGUAGCAGCGCGGUUCGUCCCGGCGUCCCACCUCAGCGACAAUCAUGGUGUCAGGAGAGCUCCAGGUUAGCUUCACAGAGACUCCUCUGCCCGCCGCGGCACCUUAACAGGAUUUGAAAUGCUGUAUGUUUUUAUAAGCGUGGACCCCAAAAAUGGGUUGCACAUGGCGUCCACUCAGCUGUUUACCCUUUCAGCCAUUCUUAUUUCUGCUGCUUGAGAUAUUAUUAUUAUUAUUAAUAUUAUUAUUUGUGUGUUUUAUUUAAAAGAAGGAAAUUUGGGGGGGAGAAUACUCGGCAGGUAUGAUAUUUGUGUGCGUGUGUGUGGUGUAUGUGUGCGUGCAAAGUGAAUUAACCUGUGAUGGUUUAAAAAAACAAAACAAGUAUUUGUAUAUAAGAUGAUAUAUAGUUGACAACCGUGUAUGUUCUGUUGUACCUGGACACUUUGAUACCUGCGGAAAAUUAUUCUGACGCAUCCCAUUUUGCCCUGAAAUCAGUUUUUAUGUUCGAUACUGCGCAUCUGAGUCCACGAGUCGUCCUUAGCAUGAAGCGUUUUGUUUUUCCAGACACAAGGACCCAAACACAAGCCUCCUCAGUCUCGCACACCUUCAUUGUGUAGGCUCGAGGCUCUUGAUAUGAAAAUAUUUAUGUGUAUAUAUAUUCUUAUUAUGUACCUACCUGUGGUGCUUUCAGCAUUGUCGCGCAGACAACUGUACUGAAGUGUGUAUGACCAAUGUAAAUGUGCAACUUAACACUGGAGUUUGAAUAUCAGAAUCAGAGAUUUGCAAUAAAUGGUGCUCUUUUCUCACCAAAGAACAA